UGUUUUAUGUGUGCUAUUAUUUUACUGUUAUUAAUUAUUAUUUUUAAUUAUUUAUAAUGAAUUUUUGCUAUUUGAUUUAGCUUUUAUUGUAUUAUUUGACCUAUAAUUAUUAUUUAAUUUACAUUUUACUUACUAUAUUAUAGAUUAAAAACACAUUGGAUUAAAAAUUUGCAUUUAAUGUAAAAAAUAAAUAAAUACAAAUACAAAUCACCUUUUAAAUGAUUUGAUCAAAAUGCAUUUGAUUAAUAUGUUUGUAAGUUGUAGUGAGUCAUUAGCUGUGCGCAUCAGAGAGCAUGCUCUACCAAAACUCCACCUUAUUGGUUGUGGUCGUUGCCCUUCUCAUUUGAAAGUCAUGGAUUGUGCGUAAAAGUUCCACUUCACAAUAAGUAUGGAUCCUCAUUCCUCUCUGCAAUGAGAUAUUCGUUGCCUUAUCAAACAGACUUCUAAUAGCAUGGAAUUAUCCUAGGGUGGAUAAUUACAGAAAAUAAAAUAAAAAACAAAGUUUUUUAUGGCGUCACACCCGAAAAACUACAGUUGCCAUGGGCGCCUAAACGUCUCUUACGGAUCUCCCACAACAUCUGCGAUCAUGUUUUCAGCCGGUGUCCUUGGGAAUGUAGUCGCCUUAAUACUCUUGGAAAUACGGCGGAGGAAGCAAACCGCAUCCCUGUUCCAAGUCCUCGUCACAUCGUUGAUCAUUACAGACUUGCUGGGAACUUUCUCCGUCAGUCCCCUGGUGAUUACCGCGUAUUUGAGGAACGAGUCGUUGCUCGGGAUGAGCGGAAACCGAUCGGUCUGUGAGCACUUCGGUUAUGCGAUGACAUUUUUCAGCCUGGUGACUCUGGCCAUUCUUCUCUCCAUGGCUGUGGAGCGCUGGCUGUCCAUAGGGCAUCCCUACUUUUACGAGAAGCGCUUGACCAAACGGUGCGGGUACAUCGCCGUCACCCUCAUAUACCUGGUUGGCGUUCUUUUCUGUGUCACACCUUUCCUCGGGUUUGGGAAGUACGUUCAGCAUUGCCCGGGGACGUGGUGCUUCAUUGACAUGGACCUUGAUGAGCGCGAACACAAAGUGUUCAAUAUAAUCUAUGCGUCUUGUUUGCUGGCCAUGAUCGUAUGUACGGUUUUGUGCAACGCGUCUGUCAUCUAUCAUCUUUUACUCAUGUAUCGAAGACACAAAGCGAACUGGAGCUCUACCCGGGGACACAGAAAGCAUCGGUCCAUCACGAAAGAGGUAGAACAUCUGGUGCUGCUCGGGUUCAUGACAGUCGCCUUCGUCAUUUGCUCCCUUCCUCUUGUGAUUCAAGUAUACAUUCAUACCAUCUUCAACCUUGAAAGUCAUAAAAAGGAUCUUAUAGCCCUUCUUCUCUUAUCGGCUAACCCCAUCAUUGACCCCUGGGUCUUUAUCAUCCUCAGUCCCCCAGUGCCUCGCCUGCUCUGGGACAAGAUGUGCAAGAAUUUAAAGUCCAAACCCACCCAAGAGAAGUUCAUUUGUGUUCAACCACCGUUGUGUCAGUCAAGUCCACCUGGAUGUCCACAAGUAGUCAAUUUGCUGAAAGUUUACACAGAAAUUCCAGGAACUGCUGACUCCUGAUCCCUAAACCACUUUCAGUUUGUGGGAAGGAUUGUGGAGCUAUUGCUCAACUAUAAAUUGAAAAUCAUGGAUGCUUAAAUCCAAGUCCGACAGGUCCAGAGAUGCGUUGUUACUGGAAAUCUGAAACAGAUGGAUCUACCGUAAGACCUGACGAUAGCACAAGUGUAUGGUGUGACCCCCAUAGUACUGUGUAGAAUAUAAAAGAUAAGAUUUUUUUAGCAAGGCAAACUUUUUCAUAAUUAUUUAUUCUAUUUAUUUAUAGAGAGUUAAAAAAAAAAAAAAAAAAAAAAACAAUUGUAAACAAAUGUUCAUCAGUAGGAAACAUUUACUUUUUGAUUGCAAUAUAAUGCAAAUAAAUAGCCUGGGAAAAUGUUUUGUUGAUUCAACUCAUUAUAUUUAGUGCCUUUUUUGCAUGUUUUUUUUUUUUUAAUUUUUUUUUAGUCUGACUUAAUUGAAUAUGUUUUUCUCACAAAUUAAAAAGUAAUCUGAAUUGAUUGAAUAUACAGUAGUUGUAAUAACUUCAGUUUAUUUAGCUGAACUUAAAUUGUAUCUAGUUAUAACAACUUCACUUUAGUUUACUGAAUUUUAAGGCCUGCUGCUGUAUAGUUAGUGUUCAGUGAACCUAACUUUAGUUGUCAAGUAAACCCUGCAAGUUUUGCACUGCAGUCUGUUGUCUUCUUGAGAAACAUACUCCAUAGAUUUUGAGGCACAUGGAUGUCAACACUUGACACACAAACUUCAGUAAUGUUGAUACUCAACAAACAUCAUUAAGUAAAAGAUGAGCUUUUAACAUCACCACACAACUAUUAAUCAACAGUAAUAACAAAAACAACAGCAGCAGCACAGGUAAAAUCUGCAAAUAGCACAAAAAAAUCUAAAAUCUUAUUAUUUAUUCAUGCUGCAUUGCAUGCUGGGAGCUGGUAAAUCUUUGUUCAGACAACUUUGUUAAGCAAGUUGAGAUGACAAAUACACUUGUUGAUUCAACUAAAGUACAAGCUGAUAGAAUCUCAACUUAAUAUGUUAAGUUGACUGUACAGUUUAGUUGUGUCAACUCAAAAAGACACCUUGAUACAGCUAGAUGUCAGAUUUUUUUGUCACAGUGUACAUCUACAGAUUGGCGUGAAGACCCCUUCCUGUUUAAACUGCAUGGGAAAUCUGGUUCUCUUUUUCUGUUUUCAUGCUACUUCGGUUUUCAAAUCUGCAUUCUGUUGCAGAUACUGUAAUAGCAAGUCAUACCUUAUUGUGAAAGAGCUUGAAUAAACAGAAAAACUGUAUACAGCA
This is a messenger RNA of Myxocyprinus asiaticus (Chinese sucker), 2869 nucleotides long. RefSeq names its product prostaglandin E2 receptor EP2 subtype-like. Gene Ontology annotation, molecular function: prostaglandin E receptor activity. The coding region runs from base 509 to 1588 and encodes 359 amino acids. The transcript has 2 exons. Lineage: Eukaryota; Metazoa; Chordata; Actinopteri; Cypriniformes; Catostomidae. Gene Ontology annotation, biological process: cellular response to prostaglandin E stimulus; adenylate cyclase-activating G protein-coupled receptor signaling pathway; inflammatory response. The record is from RefSeq and is a predicted model, not a curated record. Gene Ontology annotation, cellular component: plasma membrane.